GUCGCGACUAGCCCCUGCCACAAGGGAUCAGGGAAUCAGGACUCUAGGGAUCCCCCCCAACCUCGCCGCAAGUGACCUCCACCUGUUCGUCAUCGCUCGCAUUGCAAGGAUAUUAUCACCAGACCGACCGAUAGUGAUUGUCAUUUCGCAACGCCACCCCACAUCCUACAGCGUCGCCGACCGAACCACCGUGGCCAGCUUUUGCCAGAGUCGUUCAGCGCUUCGAUCAGUCGGUCACUCGCCCCCUUUGGUACCCUAGGAGCUUCGCCCAAGGAGUUCCGGUGCAGAGCGAAUCGGUGCAAAGCGGGGGAAAUAGCGUACUACAGCGUCGAGUACUAGCUUCCUUCGCCUUCGCCGCUCGUGCGAGCAUCCCCAUCUACGCUCCGACCAUGCGCCUGCUUCCCGCUCCGCCGCAUCUCACCGCGCCUCACGCCGUCGCACCGGGUCUUCCGUCUCCCCCGCUCGUCCCCGCUCGCGCUUCAAACGCGCCAUGCGUAGCCCUUAGCGGAAGGCGGGGCGGAUGCUUUUCCCCCGUCCGUCGCGACAUUGGUGCGGGCGGAGUCUGGGGGGAACGCGGAGGGCAGGGCAGUGCGCGGAGCUCUGCGGGGAGGAGUUGGGGGGAAGGCGGGAGCACGCGGAGAGGAGUGUGUCGGGCAACGGGGAAGGGGUUUGGAGGGGGCCAGGGGACAGGCGGUAGCGCAGGGGGGGCGAAGGGGGAGAAGAAAGACAGCGGCGCGUCGGGGAAGAAAGAUGGCGGGGCGUUUGGGGGCCUGGAUUGGAGAGAAGUGGCUCGGCCCGCUCCUCCCAUGCUGGAUCUGUCUCAACCACGGGUCUACUAUUUUGCCCUCGCCAACGCCUACUCACUCAUGGACAAGGGCGCAUUGCUUGAGGAGGUUCUAGCAGAUGGCAUCAGGAGAAGUCAAAGGGGUGGUCGGGCGCGGGACGUGUGGAUGGUGAUGGAGCCGGUGUUCCUGGACCAUCCGUCCCUGGCGUCUCUCAAGGCCGCCAUUCGCCCACCCACAGCUGCCAUCGUGUCCACCAACGGCGACUGGAUGCUCACCAUCGUGCACGAGAUGCUGCCACAGGCUACCAUAGGCAAGUUCUAUGCCCCAACACCACAACUGCCAGACCCCCUCAAGUCAAAGCUCACUCCAGGGGACGUUGCUUUGGGCGGCGGGGGGAUUUGGCACUGAGCUUGGCAAUGCACUAGGAUGUUGCCAAGCGUCGAUGCGGUGGUGGCUAAGGAAAGAUUUUUUUGCCUAGUGGUGGCGUUGUACGAUUGAGGUCGAUGCAUAUCUGGAAGGAGUGUGCAACACGGUGCCAACAAUACCUAAUGAUCCAGGUAGUGCAUCUCCUCGAGUCGGUUUUGUAAAUUCUUACAUAACCCAUAGACUUUGCUUCUACUACGUUACUGGCACUAUGGACACU
This is a messenger RNA of Closterium sp. NIES-67, 1428 nucleotides long. The record is from the annotation of a GenBank genome assembly. Lineage: Eukaryota; Viridiplantae; Streptophyta; Zygnematophyceae; Desmidiales; Closteriaceae.